Molecule: messenger RNA, 357 nt
Organism: Yamadazyma jaroonii
Lineage: Eukaryota; Fungi; Ascomycota; Pichiomycetes; Serinales; Debaryomycetaceae
Source: the annotation of a GenBank genome assembly
AUGCAAAAAGACACCCAAAAGAACACCCAAGAGAACACCCAAGAGAGCACUCAAGAGAACAUGGAACAGAAUUCCCAACAGGAUGUCCCGAAUAAUCUUCUGCCAGAAGCUUUCAAACGAGAAUUCUUAAAAAUGCUCAUGAGACUUGAAAGAGACAGGUCAACAGACCCUAAUCUCAGCCAAUCCCUCAACGAAAUGACGCAACUCGUUAAAAGAUUCAUUCUUCAAUACGGUUAUAAUUACGUUUUUCCAGUCUUUCAAACUUCCCUUUCCCACGUCUCAGGAAUCCACAAGUCCACAGCGCUAGAGUUUUGGAAGCCUUUGAUGUUCAAAUUGAAUGUACGCAGGAGGUUGUAA